GAGCCUCCAAGAACAUAACAGGAUAUUCAGGAGGAGGAGUCCUUAUCAAGUGCAAGUAUCAUACAGAAUACACAGAAAACCGAAAAUUUUACUGUAAGGGUUCAUGGCUAUCCUGUUCUUACCAAAUAAAGACAGGAGCUAAAAACGAGUGGAUAAAUUCAGGAAGAUUCUCACUGAUUGAUGACACCAAAUCAGCAGAGUUCAGUGUGAUGAUCAGAGAGCUCACUGUAGAGGACACUGGGACGUACCAGUGUGGAGUUCAUAAAUUUGGAAAAGACAUUUACAUACCGGUGAAACUGAAGGUAAAGGAAGAUCUGUCCUAUGAGAAGUCCAUCAGUAAGACUGCCCAUGUAGGAGGAGAUAUGAUUGUCAGCUGUAAAUACCCAGAAUCCCUCAGGAGUGACUCCAAGUUUCUCUGCAAGACGAGGCUGCAACGUGCUGCUUGUUCUUAUAAAGAAUCUGUUAAAGAAAGUAGAAAAUAUGUAAAUGAGGGGAAAUUCUCCCUGUAUGAUGACAGAGAAACACAAAUGUUGACUGUGAGUAUUAGAAGUGUAACUGAGCAGGACUCUGGUGAAUACUGGUGUGGAGCUGAAGCAGCCUGGACAUCUGAUCAUGGAUACAAGGUUUAUUUCACACAGAUCGACCUGACAGUUGCUGAUCCACGUGUCCCUGUUUCAGCAUCAGUGCCAACAAAAUAUUCAUUAACAUCUUUACCAACAUCAUCAUCACCAUCAUCAUCAUCAUCAUCAUCAUCCACGCUACUACUUCUCCCAAAUAAGCACAACUCCUGGCCUACUCCAGCUUCUCCUCCAGCAGGUGAUUCUGCUCAGAUCCUCAUCACCCCCAGAGUCUAA
Ictalurus punctatus (channel catfish) is the source of this 854-nucleotide messenger RNA. Its product is annotated as polymeric immunoglobulin receptor. NCBI's taxonomy places the organism in Eukaryota, Metazoa, Chordata, Actinopteri, Siluriformes, Ictaluridae. The record is from RefSeq and is a predicted model, not a curated record. Bases 210 to 854 code for a protein of 214 amino acids. The transcript has 3 exons.